AUGGCUUGCACGUCGGUUUUGCGCCCAUGGGCAAGCUGGCAGAGGCCGCCCAUACAGUCCAUCCGAACGUGCCAGACAACAGACGUAGCACCCAGAUGUCCUGCAACGCCACAUUGCGCGAGAGCACUCGCGACAUUCACGCUGAUCAUGGGUCCUUGGAUGCAGCGCAGGUGCCAGUCACAGACUCAUAUGGAGACAGGACGCACGAGUGCCACCCGAGUCUGCGCCACGAAGAUCUCUACUGCCUUUAUUGUAGCUGGAGACCUCGCCAUCAGCCUCAUAAUCCCAAGCCUUGAAGUUGUUGUUCUUAAAAGCACCUGCGUCUACACACCUCUUUGGCUGAUAUUUGGAAGUGUUGGGACAACUGGCAUCUUUGCAGAAGUGAAGCACGGAGCAGUGUUGGCAAUUUGUUGGCUGAUCAGUGCUGCUUAUGCAAGAGCGUAUGACAAAGAGGCUUUAGAUGGUCAGGAUGUGCCGGAAUUGUUGUGGCGCUUGUUUCUUGCAGGCUUCCUAAAUGCCUGGUUAAUCUUUUUCUCAGUGUCCUUCAUGGGCCUGCUUGAACCAUUUAGCGAGGGCGAUACCUUGCGCUUGGGUAUACCCGCAGAUGUGUGGGGACCUGCUGGCUUCAAUGUUGACGUCAAAGUCUUUCGGCAGGUGGUGGAUGUGAAUGUGGACAUUGUUGCUGAAGCUCUGCUGCUGAACUCAUGGCACAUCUUCUGUGCUGGGGCAGAUGUGGGGGAAAUCUGGCGCCUGCUGCGGCGCCGAUUUGUUCCAUGA
Symbiodinium pilosum is the source of this 777-nucleotide messenger RNA. Lineage: Eukaryota; Dinophyceae; Suessiales; Symbiodiniaceae. The record is from the annotation of a GenBank genome assembly.